ACAAUGAAAAAUAGGACUAUGUGGACUGAAUUCAUCCUGCUGGGCCUAACAGACGUCCCUGCACUCCAGGCGGCAGUUUUCACCUUUCUGUUCCUCACCUAUUGUCUCAGCAUCAUCGGAAAUCUGACUAUCCUCAUCCUCACCUUACUCGACUCCCACCUACAGACCCCUAUGUACUUCUUUCUCCGGAACUUCUCCUUCUUAGAAAUUUCCUUCACGAGCAUCUUCAUCCCCAGGGCCCUGAUCAGCAUCACUACGGGGAACAAGAGCAUCAGCUUUGCUGGCUGCUUCGCCCAGUAUUUCUUUGCCAUCUUCCUUGGGGCAACAGAGUUUUAUCUUCUAGCAGCCAUGUCUUAUGAUCGUUAUGUAGCCAUCUGCAAACCCCUGCAUUACAUGACCAUGAUGAGCGGUAGAGUCUGCAUUCAGCUGGUUCUCUGCUCGUGGCUGGCUGGGUUAAUGGUUAUUAUACCACCUAUCACCCUAAUGAGCCACCAGGACUUUUGUGCAUCCAACAGGUUGAAUCAUUAUUUCUGUGACUUUGAGCCCCUUCGGGAUCUCUCCUGUUCAGACACAAGACUCGUCGAGAAGGUUGUCUUUCUUGUAGCAUCUGUGACUCUGGUGGUCACUCUCGUGCUAGUGAUUAUCUCCUACACACUCAUCAUCAGGACCAUUUUCAAGCUCCCAUCUGCCCAGCAAAGGACAAAAGCCUUUUCCACUUGUUCUUCUCACAUGAUCGUCAUCUCCCUGUCUUAUGGAAGCUGCUUUUUCAUUUAUGUUAAACCCCCCACAAAAGAAGGGGGCACAUUCAACAAGGGAGUAGCUCUACUCAUUACCUCCAUUGCCCCUUUGUUGAACCCUUUCAUUUAUACACUGAGGAACCAGCAGGUAAAACAAGCCUUCAAGGAUGCCAUCAAAAAAUUUGUGAAUCUUUAA
Echinops telfairi (small Madagascar hedgehog) is the source of this 933-nucleotide messenger RNA. Its product is annotated as olfactory receptor 2AP1. The coding region runs from base 4 to 933 and encodes 309 amino acids. The record is from RefSeq and is a predicted model, not a curated record. Gene Ontology annotation, biological process: G protein-coupled receptor signaling pathway. The transcript has a single exon. Gene Ontology annotation, cellular component: membrane. Lineage: Eukaryota; Metazoa; Chordata; Mammalia; Afrosoricida; Tenrecidae. Gene Ontology annotation, molecular function: G protein-coupled receptor activity; olfactory receptor activity.